Messenger RNA from Thrips palmi, 1910 nucleotides. RefSeq names its product glycine-rich cell wall structural protein 1-like. Lineage: Eukaryota; Metazoa; Arthropoda; Insecta; Thysanoptera; Thripidae. The transcript has 4 exons. The record is from RefSeq and is a predicted model, not a curated record. Bases 265 to 1134 code for a protein of 289 amino acids.
GGACGGCGAGGACGGCGAGGAAGGCAGGAUGACAGAGUGCGGCCGUCGCGUUGUCUCCGCCUGUCCGGCUGGAAUGAGACUCCUGGAAGGACCUUCCGUCCCACGCUGGAAGCGCUGGAAGCAGUGGCACACUGCUUAUAAGCGCCACCAGCGCGGCACUCGCGUUCAGUCCCACACCGCGCGCCCAACCCAAGGGACGCCGAGGACCGCGUCGAGGACCACGCCGAGGACCACGCUGAGGACCGCCCACGGGAACAGGACGACAUGGCCACAUCCGGGGUGCUGCUGGUCGGGGUGAUGGUGACCCUGGCCCUGCUGGCGCAGCCUGCCCUCCUGGUGCCCGUCGAGGCGCCCGCGGCCGAGGCGGAGCAGGCGCAGCAGGGCCCCGCCGUGCUGCACCGAGUCAGGAGAGGUGGAUUCGGGGGUGGCGGCGGUGGCUUCGACCUCAGCAGCUUGAAGAGCAGCUUCGGCUCGCUGGGGGGCGGCGGAGGCGGCAGCGGAGGUGGCUUCAACCUGGGCAGCCUCACCAGCGGCUUCGGCGGCAAUGGAGGAGGCGGCGGCUUCAACCUGGGCAGUUUGAAGAGCAGCUUCGGCUCCCUGGGGGGCGGCGGUAGCGGCGGCGGCUUCAACCUUGGAAGUCUGACGAGCGGCUUCGGCGGCAAGGGAGGCGGCGGCGGCGGCGGUUUCGACCUCGGCAGUUUGAAGAGAAGUUUCGGCUCGCUGGGCGGCGGCGGCGGCAGCGGCGGCGGUUUUAACCUCGGAAGUCUGACCAGCGGCUUCGGCGGCAAGGGAGGCGGCGGUGGCGGCGGCUUCAACCUCGGCAGUUUGAAGAGCAGCUUCGGCUCCCUUGGGGGCGGUGGCGGCGGCGGCGGAUUGAACCUGGGUAGUCUGGGGAACAGCUUCAACUUGAACAGCCUGAAGAGUGGUCUUGGCGGCGGAGGCGGAGGAGGUGGUUUCAACCUGGGCAGUCUAGGAAGCAGCUUCAACCUGAACAGCCUGAAGGGUGGCCUGGGCGGCCUGGGCGGCGGCAGUGGCGGCGGAUUCAACCUGGGCAGCUUGGGCAGCUUGAGCAGCCUCAAGGGAGGCCUGGGUGGGGGUGGUGGGGGCUUCAACCUGGGGUCCCUGAAAGGCUGAGCAGACGCAAAACGGUCCCCCUGCGCGACCAAUGACGCUCGAAGGCUGUAUACCAAAGUCGGAUGGGACUCCUGCGCCACUGUAGCGCGCGCGCAUCUCCACGCGUCCGGCGUUCCGCGCCUUCCGCUAGCGGAGCUCCUUCGCGGCGCGCCACCUCGACGACAAUCAUAAACUGAACUGAAAGAAAGUGCUUCCCUCAUUUGUUUCGUCACGCGCGCGGCCCGCACGGCCCGCACGCCGGCGUGCGCGGAGUGGCGAUGGAUGAGGACGCCCUUGCGUCACUCGCCGCAUCGAGGCGACGCGUGACCGCACCGCCGAGUGCGCACACGCACGCACACGCACGCACACGCCUCGACCGCGUCUUUCUCUAAUGGGUCUCGCACUCGAACUCGCACCGCAAGCAUUCCGCGGGCGACUCCUCUAAACGGCCGCACUGUAGUGACGACGUCAGGAUCGACCCUAAAGUGAGUGUGAUGUUCCAGAAGCGCGCGGGGUAACACCUCCGCCGCUCUCGAACCUCCGAACUAACGGUUCACCCAUGACUGUCCGUACUCAUCUCAUGGUUCAAUCGCCAUACUAAGCUCAACUAUCCCACUCCCCAAAAAAAUGAAAUUGGUGGUGGCUGCUGACUGCUCUUGGUUCACGCGCCCUGCAUGAGAGCAACGUGCACACUGCCUGCCAACGACGUCCCUGUUCCGUAUUGUGAUGAUGUGUACUUUUUUGUUUUGUAUUGAUUUUCAGUGUGUAAUAAAGACUGGUUUCGAUAUGGAGUUUUU